This is a messenger RNA of Drosophila navojoa, 2271 nucleotides long. RefSeq names its product DAZ interacting zinc finger protein 1 (gene DZIP1). Gene Ontology annotation, biological process: cilium assembly. Gene Ontology annotation, cellular component: ciliary basal body; cytoplasm. The record is from RefSeq and is a predicted model, not a curated record. NCBI's taxonomy places the organism in Eukaryota, Metazoa, Arthropoda, Insecta, Diptera, Drosophilidae.
UUGAAUCAAGUCGAAAAAUAUAUAAGAACUUUCAAUUUCAGCUGUCGAUGAGUCAGAAAUGGGCUACAAAAACAAUUUUCCGCAGGUGAUGCGAGAGGCGGGCUUCAAGCUGCGCCAGUAUCGCGAUGGGCCACUGGACUGGCGUCAAAUGGGCUCCUAUGAGACGGAACGAAUUCUGCGUGAGCAAAACUUGGAGGUCGUGGACGAAGCACUGAAGCAUUUAUCCGAGGCGCCGCUGGGCACCAUGCUGGAGACGCACAUACUCGAUGGCGGCAUAGCCAAGUACUUUGUCAUGUCGCAAUAUGCGAUCCAGUACCUGCUCUGCUGCCGCACAUACCUGGACGAAACCGUGGACGAGCUGCGCGAGGCGCAUGAAAUAUCGCAGCAGGAGAUUGCGAAGCUGCGCAAAUCUCUGAGCGAAUCGAACAACGAGGUGGUGCAGCUGCACAAGAAGAUCACCCAAAUCGAGACCAUACGCGAGGUGGUCUUUCCCUGUCAUCUGUGCACCAAAAAUUUCAUCAGCAACGAGGCGCUGAACGUGCACAUCGGACGCAAGCAUCGCGUGGGUACGCCCUCCUCCAAUUUGGCAGGUGGUGGGACUGUCCGGGAGAAGGAGAACGAUAUGCAGCUCAUCAACACCAUCAAAAUGGAGCUGGAAAUCAAGCAGUUGAAGGAGCGUCUGAAUGCCGCCGAGCGCAAUAUAAAGGAGCGAAGUGGGCAGCCACUUCAGGUGCAGCUUCAGGAUCAGACAACAUCAACGGUGAGCAUGCGCCACGUGGGCAUACAAAGCAAUUUGGGAGAAUACAAGGAAAAGGAUGAGGUCAGCAGCGAGGCGGCUGAGAGUGAGGCGAGCGAACGUAAGAAGCAGCUUCACGGCCUGGCCGAACGCCUCAGCAGUUUUGAAGUUUGGCAGGCACAGCUAAAGCAGAGCAACGAAGACUUCAUCCGGGGCAUCAACCAGAAGCUAGAGGACCUAACCUUAGCUCUGGAGCAGACCAAACGAAACGCAGAGUCCAAGGCUGCUGCACCAGCUACUGCCGAGGAGCGCGUGGCCACACCUUGCCUUGAGGAUUUGGAGCGCAUACUCACCGAAAAAGUGGCUGAAAUCGGAAAGGUCAGCGCCAAUAAGCUGGAGGAGGUAGUGCACCAACUGGAAACGGGCUACAAGGAAAAACUAGAAGCACUGGAACGGGAUCUAAAACGGCUCAGCCUGCGUAAGCAAAACGUUGCCGAUGUGCAACAAACAGCAUCCGCAUCCAAGAUACCCAAGCCUCUGCCCAAAAAGGAGGAAAGCAUGGAGCGCAUCAAGCGUCUGGUGGAGACGGAGUUCCUGAAAGCCAAACGCGAUGAUGACACCUAUUCCAUUGAAGAGCCGCCACCACAGCAGGAACAACAGGCACAAAAGCAAGAGCAGGCCAGUGGCAACAGCUCGACCAAUCAUCCGACUUAUACGAAGCCAGCGCCGGCAUCAGCCCCCGUUAGAGAUGAACCAAAGCCGAAAGCCGCCAUAAAGCAGUCAGAGCAGGCGGAAGCCACGGAUAUUAGCGAAAGCCUUAGCGGCGAGGAGAGCGUCAGCGAUGAAGGUAGUGAAGUCUUGACCUCUGAGCCGGAACGACAGGUAUUCAUGUCGCCAAAAAUCAAAUCCGUCCUAAAGAAUAGACUCCCACCAAAGCCAUUGACACGCAAAGAUGCGCGCAAAUUGAUCAACCAAAGACUGAAUCCGCAUGGCUUCAAUAUGAAGUCAAAGGCCAUCUCCAACACAUCUGCCAAACGUGUGAGUGCUGAGCUAGCGCAGCAAAGGGCCAGACUGAAAUUGGACUACCCGAAUUUCUAUACAACACGCAAUCGCAUACGAAAAUUCGUGGAGAAUCUUUGCUCUGUCAAGAUGCCGGAACGUGCUCAGAUUUUGUUAAACAAUAAGACACCUUUGCAGCCAAUGGAGGUGCCGAAGCGUAGAAAUCCUUUGCUAACAACCACGGACGACGAUGACGAUCUUAAUGAAGGUUCUGAUGUAUCAUCGGCUUCACAGGAGAUGGCCGAUGAGAACGUUGAUAAUGCAUCAACAAGUUCCAAGGCGCACCACCCAAAUUUCAAAGCCCAAUUGGAACAACUGCUGGCUAAACCGGCGGCUCAUGUGGUUUCCAAGCCCAAGAUGGUGCAGAUACAACAAGCAAAGCCUGUGCCGCUGCCGCGGAAGCGAGUUAUGUUUAAUACGGGGAGCAGCAGGCGGAGCAGUGAAGAUAACGCCGAAUAAAUUGAAUACAAACAAAA